AUGCCCUCUCAAUUAUUAGUCGAUGUUUGCAUUGCAGUUUUUACAUUUUUCAUUCUCUUUGAUCGAUAUAUCAUAAUUACACAAGCUGGCAAUUGUUUUAAUCAUCGUAUUAAUGAUAUGUGCUAUGAUCUUACUGAAGACAAUGUAAAUGAAGAUCAAUGUUCUGGUCUUUAUUAUUCAGAUGAUAUUCUUCAAGAUUUAGAUGGAUAUAAAUACGCUGAAAAAUGUCGUGAUAUAAAUACUACCCCAAAACGAUGCGAUAUUGAUUGUGGUCUUGGUCAAGAAUGUCAAUGGAUCAAUGGAGAAGAAAUGUGUGUAUGUAGUGAAGAAUCUUGUACUUCAAGUAAUUCAUUAUCAUCAAAAUAUAAUCAGCCAUUAUGCGCAUCCAAUAAUAUAACAUAUGCGUCGGAAUGUGCUAUGGCAGCAUGGAAAUGUCUUAAACAGCAAUCUGGUUUGUACAAAAAGUAUGAUGGAGAAUGUCAACGAGAUUGUCGAAAUGUUAAAUGUCCAUCUGAUACAGUUUGUUUAUUAGUUAAAAAUACUGGUGAACCAUUUUGUUAUCCAAAAAAACAUUGCAAUCCAACUUUAGAUCCUGGACUAGUUUGUGGCACAAAUGGUGUUACGUAUAAGAAUGUAUGCGCUAUGCGUCUUAGUCCAGAUGCCCAAGGUCGAACACCUGAAUUAGCACAUAAAGGUUCUUGUGAAACCAAAUGUCGACCGAAUUUAUGUCAACCAUAUGAGCGUUGUGUAUAUUCUCGUCAAUCUCGUCCGGUUUGCAUACGUUGUCAAUUUUCUCGACGAUUUUUUACUCAUAGCGGUGAAUGUAGUAUGAACAUCGCGGCAUGUGGUGAUGAUGGAUAUUUAUAUAAAAAUUAUUGUGGUUUAUUACGUGGACAAUGUGAUAACAAUCGUUAUAUUAAUAUAAUUGAUUAUGAGACAUGUUCAAAAAAUUAA
This is a messenger RNA of Rotaria socialis, 954 nucleotides long. NCBI's taxonomy places the organism in Eukaryota, Metazoa, Rotifera, Eurotatoria, Philodinida, Philodinidae. The record is from the annotation of a GenBank genome assembly.